GAUUGCAUUUUCGGAUAUUUGAAAAACCGGAAUUGACCGGAUCAGAUCAUAGCAAGGCAGCGACAUUACAGUAGCGUCGGAUCUUCGCGAAGACUUGGAUCUGUUGAUGAGGCAGAGAAAGAUGGCGAAGAUGGUUGUAUUAUCAGCGAUGAUGAUUUUGAUGUUGAUAUCGACGAUCUCAGCGAAAGAGCAGUUCAGCACUAAAGAAUGUGAGGAUCUAGGGUUUACCGGUCUUGCUCUCUGCUCCGAUUGUCACUCACUCUCUGAAUACGUUAAGGACCAAGAGUUGGUAUCUGAUUGCUUGAAAUGUUGUGCUGAUGAUUCUGAGGAUUCCAUGAGCAAGGUUACCUAUUCCGGCGCUAUAUUAGAGAUGGUGAACAUAAGGAAACAAUAAGAAUCGACAACUGGAAACGCGAACAUCUACUGCAGUAUAUGCGAGAGAAGGUCAAGCCUACUGCAGCAAGUUAGUUUUAUUCCCUGUAGGGCUGAAGAAGAAGAUCUUACCUGUCACAUUUACAUAUGCCAAAGCAUUGUGGUCUAGUAGUUAUAAACACAUUAUAACAGACUAUCUUAUCUUUCUCCAAGCUAUUUGGUCCCUCAGUAUCAACAGUUUGUAUGUUCUGAACCUUUGCAAUCUCAGUGGAAAUGUAUUUAAUCCAGUGGUCUUAUGAAAGGAUAAUCUUAAUUUUGUGAUCAGCUGUUUGGUACAAUUACAAGUAAAAUUCAUUACCGUUA
Arabidopsis arenosa is the source of this 735-nucleotide messenger RNA. NCBI's taxonomy places the organism in Eukaryota, Viridiplantae, Streptophyta, Magnoliopsida, Brassicales, Brassicaceae. The record is from the annotation of a GenBank genome assembly.